GCCAACGCUGCCGCAAACGCCAGCGAGUGCCCCACAGGUGUUAUCGCCCAAGCGACAGUGCGCCACCGCCGUUUCGGUCAUACCCGCCGCCCAACUGACACCACAAGUCCAGUACGCCGCCACACCAGCCGCCGCAGUCGCUCUCAAGGCCGGUCAUCAAUUAACCUUUAAUCCCGCCGCUGCCGCCGCUGCUGCCCAAUACGCCGCCACUGCCGCCGUCAAUACACAUCAACACCACCAACACCACCACCACACACAGGUCGCUGCCGCAGCUGCAGCUGCCGCCGCCGCAGCACAGCAACAACGCAUCGCUGUCGCCGCCCAACAUUAUAAUUCCUCGGCUGCUGCAUUGUUAAAUCAGCAUUUGCAUUCGGUUGCAGCUGCAUCGCAUUCAUUGUCACCGGCCGCAGCGGCUGCCGUGGCUGCUGCCGCCGCACAUCAGCAGCACGUUGUUUUACAGCAACAGGCGCAACAGCAACAACAACAGCAUCAUCAUCAUCACACACAGCAUUCGCUGAGUCAGCAGCACGUUUAUCAGCAGCAACAGCAACAGCAACAACAACAGCAGUCAUUGCGUCAGCAAUUGCAGGCACAACAGCAACAGCAACAACAGCAUUUGAUCAUCAGUAGUGCCAGUACAGUUAGCAGCACAUCCAACAGCGGCACAUCGCUAACCGCAACAGCGCCAACAGCAAAUACAACAACUACAACAGCAACAUCAGUUACAAACGCCAGUGUCGGCGCUCAAACAGCCACAGCUGUUGCUGCCCUAGCAGCCAAUUCGGUCAACGAAACUUCGUCACAUUCGAACACAUCCUCUGCAUCGACUACACCGUCACCGGCGGCAGCGACAGCAGCACUUAAUACGCACGACAACAAUAACAAUACCAGUGUGUUGAGCAGCAGUCCAAUUAGUAAUAGUAGCAACAGCAACAACAACAACAACAGCAACACAAUCAUUACCAACAGCUCGACAAUGGAAAAUCAAAUGGCUCUAGCACCAUUGGGAUUAUCGCAAAGCAUGGACUCAGUGAAUACGGCCAGCAAUGAAGAAGAG
Messenger RNA from Bactrocera oleae (olive fruit fly), 1057 nucleotides. NCBI's taxonomy places the organism in Eukaryota, Metazoa, Arthropoda, Insecta, Diptera, Tephritidae. The record is from RefSeq and is a predicted model, not a curated record.